Molecule: messenger RNA, 2391 nt
Organism: Silurus meridionalis
Lineage: Eukaryota; Metazoa; Chordata; Actinopteri; Siluriformes; Siluridae
Product: CMRF35-like molecule 9
Exons: 6
Coding region: 99-947 (282 amino acids)
Source: RefSeq, a predicted model, not a curated record
UAAAUUGCCAGUCUUUUACGUGAACUGUUAAAAGAACCGCGACUUGUAUAUCUUUCUGAAGUGGAUUUGGUUUGGAGAUCUGUGAGUGUGAACUCAGGAUGGAGAUCCUCUUCAUCAUUUUCACCAUCUGCCUGAUCUCAGAUGGACGAGCCUCUAUGGAAGUAACAGGAUAUUCAGGAGGAGAAGUCCUGAUCAAGUGCAUGUACGAUCCAGAAUUCACAACAAACAAAAAAUAUUUCUGCAUGCUUACAUCGCUAGAUUGUGAAGAUCUAAUAAACACAGACGCUAAAAACAUGUGGGUGACUUCAGGAAGAUCCUCAAUGUUUGAUGACACCAAAUCUGCAGAGUUCACGGUGAAGAUCCGAGAGCUCACUGUAAAGGACACUGGGACGUAUCAGUGUGGAGUUGAAAAGGAAUGGGGGACAGACAUUUACACAAAGGUGGACCUGAAUAUAAAGAAAGAUCCAGAUGCCCCAGAUUUCACCUCAGUGCCUUCAAAAUAUGCAUUGCCAUCUUUAUCAACAUCAUCAUCAGUUCCUUUUAAACCUGAAUUUCAAGCUGCGAGGAAGAAGUAUUUUGCGAUCAUUGCGUUCGUGUGUGUUGUGCUGCUUCUGGGUGGAAUCAUAUUCAUCAUAGUGAUUGUAUAUAAAAGAUGCAAAUCAAAAGACCCAGAAACAAUGACUGAAACUUCCAGAGAGAUAACUGGAGAUCAUGUGAAUGACCCAAAUGUGCUUCGUUUCCAAAUAAAACAAAAGAAACAUCUACCAGAUUCAGCCUACCAAAGUCUUAUCCCCAACACCAACCAAUCAGAUUCAGUCUACCAAACUCUUAUACCCAACACCAACCAAUCAGAUUUCAUCUACCAAAGUCUGAACUCCGAAACCAAACAUCCAAAUUCAAUCUACCACACUCUGAACCCCCCAAACAACCAACCAGAUUCAGUAUAGCAGAGCCUUAACCAAACAACAACCAAUCAGAUUCAGUCUACCAAAAUCUUAUCCCCAACACCAACCAAUCAGAUUCUAACUACCAAUGUCUGAACCCCCAAACCAAACAUCCAAAUUCAAUCUACCACACUCUGAACCCCCAAACAACCAAUCAGAUUCAGUAUAGCAGAGCCUUAACCAAACAACAACCAAUCAGAUUUAGUCUACCAAAGUCAGAACCCCAAAACCAGCCAAUCGGAUUCAGUCUACCAGAAGCUGAACCCAACACCAAAUUCAGUCUAUCAAAGUCUGCGCUCCAACACUAACAAUUCCAACUAAUUUACAAAUCUCAUCAGUUGGAUUCAGAGGGUCAAAAUCUCUUUGUAACUAGCAUACUGCCAUAUUCUUCAUUAAUCUGGAGUGGUCUUGAUUCAAAACUCAAUAAGAAUACAACUGACUGUUAGUUUGGACAAACUGACUGUUUGCUGUCAAAAAACUGCUAUUUAUACAGAAAGUUUGCUUUUGAGUGACACUGCAGAUCAACAAUCAUACACUGUUUCCUGCACCUCUUAGCAAACAUGAGUGUACCUUGUUUCCUUUCCUAUUUUUAUAUGUUGGCUCAGUACUAAUUAGAUUCUGAAACAAUUUGGUUAGACCAGACCUUUUAAACCUACACGGACCAGGCGUUACCUUAUGACUAUUGAUCAGGCAUAACAUUAUGACCACCUGCCUAAUAUUGUGUUGGUCCCACUUUUGUUGCCAAAUCAGUUCUGACCUGUCGAGCAUCAACAACAUGAACUUCUUCAGCAGUUUGAGCUACAGGAGCUCGUCUGUUGGAUCAGACCACAUGGACCAGCCUUCGCAGUUCACGUAUAUCAAUGAGCCACGUCCUCUCAUCGCUGGUUCACCACUGUUCCUUCCUUGGACCACUUUUGAUAGAUACUGACCACUUGCGACUGGGAACAAGUCGUCUAGCCGCCACAAGUUGGCCCUCGUCAACUCAAUGAAAUCCUUACGCUGGCACAUUUUUCCUGCUUUCAAGACAAAAUGUUCAUAAAUCCCACCCACUAGCAGGUGCCAUGAUGAAGAGAUAAUCAGUGUUAUUCACUUCACCAGUCAUAAUGUUAUGUCUGGUUGGUGUAUAUUCAAUCCAAUUAAUUGGUAUUUCAAAAGCCUUGUUUUGAAGUUUGUUUUAUGGUUGGAAGGGGUGAGAGUCAGCCUUCAUUUUUUUCUUAAGCUGUUGUCCAAUAAAAGGAUAAACAAGAUAUCACAUGACCGUCAUAACACCAACUUGUCAGAUUCAGACCAUUAAUAUCUCAAAUAUUCUCUGUGAAACUAGAUUGCUCUUAAUCUGACAAAUUCAAUAGAAUCAUUAUUCUAUGUUUUAAAAAUGCUUGCUGUGCUCCUAUUGUACCUUCAUCAGGAGAUUUUUGCACAUAUGAGUUGCCUCCUGUCCUUGUAGAUA